Messenger RNA from Iphiclides podalirius (scarce swallowtail), 1110 nucleotides. The record is from the annotation of a GenBank genome assembly. NCBI's taxonomy places the organism in Eukaryota, Metazoa, Arthropoda, Insecta, Lepidoptera, Papilionidae.
AUGGCUUCGCUACUCCACUAUGUGCCCCUCACAAUCGUUGCGAGUCGGUUGCGCCUGUAUAGCAACGGCAUCGGGAACGAGAGAUCAUUUUUGUUUUUGCGGCUUGCUGAUAUAAAUUUCUUCUCUCGCAAAAUAAACGGGUUAGUGGAGUUGCAGACGUUAAUGAGUAAGAUGACACUAGAACUUUGCUGCUCGACGGUGCUCCCGGACUUCGGCAUUCGAUGGAGGGAUGUAGCCCGGGCUGUUCGCAACGCAAGAUUGCCUAUGACGCCGCCCAAUAUUGCUAGAGUUGUUUGCAAAGGUGUUGCGAAAAACCUUCCAGCUGAAGAAGUGGACGAUAUUAUAUCCAGGUUGCGUCUAAAACUGGUGGCAACACAGAAUCGCGUGUGGCACGUCAUCAAUUUGCUCGAGCCGCUGAGUGAGGAGCAAGUAGAGCCUGCAGAGCUGCUGGAACGGCUGACGCAGGCACUGAGCAAUGCUCGCGUCGGCAAGAAUAUGACUCCCGAGGUCCAAACGGUCCAGCUAGGCGAGCUGGUGUUCGCCAGUGUGCAGCUUACUUCAAACACCAGGUCCAGUGCUCCGUUGUAUCUAGCAACACCCCCAGGAACCCCAGUGGCCCUAACUAGUUCUGCACGUUCUGGAGGGUUGUUGAAGGCCUGUGUACAAGGGCUGGGCUACAACGCUUUCGAGUACGCGAACCUGUACGGGCGGGACAUCACUUCGCUGCUUCGCGUCCACGCUGGCUGGGGCGAGAACGUGGACAAUUGGUCGGAGGCGCCCGAGUACGCUCCCGUACCGGUCGUGACCGAAACCGGUAUCGACUACACCAACAGGGAGUACGACGAGCGGUACGUGGAGACCGUCCUGGGGCCCAACCCGCCCCACCUCACGGACCUGUGCGUGACGAGCGCCAGGCCGUUCUUCGACCCGACGAGGCUCAACAAGCCUAUGAACCUGACCCUGCAGCUGAAGAGCGAAGACGUGGCGCGGACUCUCAAGUUGUGGGUGCAGAAGGGCGCGAUAGCCCCCACCUCCAGCUUGUUCAACGUGUUCAAGAUGAAAUCGAACAGGAUAGAUUUAGCGGCGGACGAAAACGAUGAACUCUCUCCU